Drosophila ananassae is the source of this 1140-nucleotide messenger RNA. RefSeq names its product transcription factor Ouib. The transcript is spliced from 3 exons. NCBI's taxonomy places the organism in Eukaryota, Metazoa, Arthropoda, Insecta, Diptera, Drosophilidae. The coding region runs from base 33 to 1127 and encodes 364 amino acids. Gene Ontology annotation, cellular component: nucleus. Gene Ontology annotation, molecular function: zinc ion binding; DNA-binding transcription factor activity; RNA polymerase II cis-regulatory region sequence-specific DNA binding. Gene Ontology annotation, biological process: regulation of transcription by RNA polymerase II. The record is from RefSeq and is a predicted model, not a curated record.
CAACUUCAUAAACUGUAGGAUACGCGGGGAAAAUGUCCUUAGUGUGCCGUAUCUGCAAUCUGGAGGCAAAGAAUUUUAAGAAUCUAUUCGACAAUGAGAGCCUCGAAAUCCUCAACAAUAUAUUCAAGCUAACAGGAAUUUCAUUAACGGAUCAGGAUGGUGUUCCUAACAGAAUAUGUUCGGCUUGUUCAUUGGAUCUCGAUGGUGCCAUUGCCUUCCGGGAACGAUGCUUAAUUACGAACAACUAUUGGAUCAAGAAGAGCAAGGAUGCCGGUGAUUUGGAGAUUCCAGAAAUGGUACAACUGAAAGCUAGUGAUAGAAAAAUAAAUCAGGAAGCAAAAAUUUCUUGUAAUGUGGAAGGAAUUAUUUCUGAGACCACGGAUGAUACCUCUUUAUUCUCCCCACCUACUGGCAAUGAUUCGGAUCCUCUGAUGAAUGAGAAUUCUAUAAAAAUAGAACCAGUCACUGAAAAGGACACUCCAACUCGCUAUCUAACUUCGCGUGGAUCCGACCUAGUAAACGUUGCUUGUGGUAAUCCUGAAAUUACUUUGAAAGAACCAAUUGUUUGUAAAAAGCGAGGAAGACCAACUAAAGCAAAAGAAAUAUUUAAAAACACAUCCGGAAAGCGCAACCUCGAACAAGGACACUACAUUUGCGAUCAGUGCGGGAAAACUUUCAGUGAGAAGGGAAACUUCAAUGUCCAUCUAACUCGGCAUAUGGGAGUUAAACAGUUCCAAUGCCAGGAGUGUGAUCGCAGCGAAUUUACGAUGCAUUUGCUAAAGCUCCACGUUCGAAUCAAGCACCGGGGCGAACUGCCCUACGUUUGCAAGUAUUGUGGCCAGCGAUUUAAAAACUGUAAUAUAAGACUGAAGCACGAGCGGCGACACAAGGAGAGCCCUGUACACAGGCCUCACCUGUGCCACAUUUGCGGCAAAGCUUUUUUGGAUAAGGAGUCACUGCGGCUUCAUAGCGUUGUCCAUACGGGGGAGCAGCCAUAUCAUUGCGAAUUGUGCAAAGUUAAAUUCAAUCGAAAAAGCAGCUUGGGAACUCAUUACCGCUCCAAAAUACACAAAAAGAAGCAGGAAGAGCAGAAUCCACACAUCCUAGACCAAAACAUAAAUGAAUAGAGAAUACUAUACU